AGAGAGGACGUUCCCAGGGUGCCGUGCGGCAGGCGGCGAGCCAUCUUGCAGUGAGGGGGAGAGGGAGAGGGAGAGCGGGGAGACCGGGCGCUGCGUGAGAGGAACCCCCGGGAUAAAUUAAUAAAGGAGCCCCCCCCUUUUAUUUAAAACCUUCCCCCCCUCCCCUUCCCCCGGCCUGUGCAGCCAGCUGCCGGGGCGGGUGUGCGUUUAGCGAGCGUGUGGGUGAGUUAGGUGAAGGCCCCGGCUCCGGGCGGGGAGCCUCCUCCCUCCUCUCCUCCCCCCUCACCCUCACCCUCCUCCUCCCCCCUCACCCUACCUCCCUCCCCUCCUCUCCUACCUCCCUCCCCCUCCUCCUACCCCCCUACCUCCCCUCCUCACACCGUCGCCGGCCCCAUUCGCACGGGGAGACCAAGGUGGUUGGACGAUGGCAUCGCUCGGCUGCUCCGGCUAGUCAGGACAAGCAGCCUUUUCCCCCUCCCUCCCUCCCUCCCUCCCCUCUCUCCCCGCCGGCCGGCUCGCGCUCUCUCUCUCUCUCUCUCCCUCCCCCAGGCAGCCGGGGGCCCGAGCUCCCCUGCCCCCCGGGUGAGGAGGAGGAGGAGGAAGGCGCUGCUUGGUGCUGGGGGAGGGAGAGGGGGAGGAGGAGGAGGAAGAGGAGGGAGGCAGGCGGCGUUUCAUCUGCGACACCGGCCCGGUCUUCCAUUCUUUUUCUGGAAGGGGGGUGGUGGGAAAGAGAGACCAGUUAGAGUAGCGGCUGAAUUCCUUUUCUCCCCCCCCCCCUUCCCCUCCGGGUAGGGCAGGAUCUCGGAGCCCGACUCUGUCGCACCCUUCCCCUCCACCCCACCCCCCCCUUCCCUCCCUCGGACCCGAAGGUUGGGAGGGGGGUAGUUUCAGCCGGGUGGGGGGAGCCGAGCCGGUGAGAUGUGAAGAGGCGCCGUGACUGAACGACGAGCUGGAGUCACCCACACACGUUGCCCGAGCUGCCGCAGCGGAGGAAAAGUGGAAGGACAGGGCGAGAGACGCGACCCUAACACACCUCGUCCGAGCGGAAAAAAAACCCAGCGAGGAGUAGCAGACAUGGACACUCUCCACGGCUGUCGCAGCGUGUGAGAGCAAAGGGGGGGGGGGGGGGGGGAGGAUUUAAAACAAAACCCUCUUACCUACAGGACAACCUACAAACUCUUGGAGAUUUAUUUGCCUAAUUAUUAUCAUUUUCUGUUGGGAUAUUUCCACUGCAAGGAGAAGAUGGUCUCUCUGGCCGUCUGUGAAUUAUUAUAGAACGAGGGUGUUUCAGCAACACUUCAAGCAGGACCACAGACUUUAUACUCGGUUUUACAGCCUUUGAGCGGCGGAGGGGAGGGAAGGGAUCCCGUGUUGUAGCUAUUUAUUGCCGUUCAAGAUGCCGGUGAAAAAGAAGAGCGGAUUCCAGAUCACCAGUGUGACCACGGCUCAGGUGGCGGCCAGCAGUAUCACCGAGGAUACCGAGAGCCUGGAGGACCCGGACGAGUCCCGCACCGAGGACAUCUCCUCCGAGAUCUUCGACGUUUCGUCCCGGGCCACGGACUAUGAACACGCCGAGGUGUGCGACCGCAGCUCGUCCGACGAGACCCUCAACAACGUGGGCGAGGCGGACACCCCCGGGGCGCUCUCGCCCAACAUCCCUCACGACCGGGAAACUUUCGGAGGCCGGCUCCCCGGGGCAGGAGGUGGGGGUGGGACGGUCACCCCGGUGCCUGCCAGCGGGCCCGUCUCCGGGCCCGCCACCGCUCCGGGAGCCACGCCGCCCGCCUCCACGUCGGUCAGCGGCACCUCCGCCGGAGGGCUGGCCAUGAUGCAGCCGGCGGUGGCUUGCACCUCGCGGUUCAGGGUGAUCAAGCUGGACCACGGCUCGGGCGAGCCUUUCCGCAGGGGCCGGUGGACCUGCACCGAGUUUUACGACCGCGAUUCGGACGGCACGAUGCUGGCGAGGUCGGCCGACAGCAUCAGACACAACAGCAGCAGCAGCAGCAGCGUCGCCUUGGAGCAGCAGCAGUGCGCCGACAGAGACAGCGGCCUAGGGGCCACGGCUACCUCCCUUCAGUCCGUGCACGGCACCGACUCCCCGGCUGACAUUUCCAUCAGCGCCGCGGUAACGCAAUUAGCUCAGACCGAUGUGAUCAACCAACACCAAAGUUUCGCGAAGGGCCAGCAGUCCACAAGCGGGCUUCCAGUGACUCAAGCUGCAUCCGGCACUCAGAUCUAUACUUCUGCGGUGGGUGCCCAGCAGCAUCAAUCGCAGAACAGCUUGGGGCAGCUCAGUGUUCUGCAAACGGGGAUUAAUGGCAUGGCCAUUCAUACAGCCAGUGCAUCAAGCUCCCAGACUAAUGUAGCUGCUAAUGUUCAUGCUUCGCAAACUCAGCAGUUUCAGUUUUCUCCGAUUCCACAUUUACUGCCAUCUCAAUCCACUGUUCUGAACAGCCACACAGAAUAUAUGCAACAUCUGCCGGCCAUGCACGGUCUAGGAACUGUACAGCAAUCUUCACCAGGUACAGUAAUUCAGAACACCGCAGCUAUGAGCCUUCCUGCUGGUCAAGUGACAAGUCAGGGUCCUUCACCAGUGAUGCAGUCACCUGCCAGUGGGACACAGGUGGUAGGAGUGCCAGCCCAGAGCAGUGAUUUGGACAGUCAGAGUGGCCAAGGGAAACAAAAUGCUCGGCCAGGUCCUACAAAAGGUUUGAUCUUACAGCAGCAAAGUUUGGGGUCAUCUGCUGUUCAGCAACAACAUUUAACCCAACAGCAUCAAGCUCUGGGUCUGUCUGGAAUGGUCAGUCAGGUGUCUGGGUUACCUACUGUGGCUGCUGGCAUCCAAAAUGUGCCUAGUACUGGUGUUUCAAGUGUGCCUGCUGUGGUGCCUAGUGUAUCUGCUACGUCUGUUACAAUGCCAAGUGUUCCAGCAACAAUGGUUCAAUCCCAGCAAAGUACCCAGAUACCAAUGACUGGGAGUACUGGCCUAAUACAAUCUGGGCUUCCUCCUGCGAUGCAAGGUUCAAUCAACUUAUCUUCAAUCGUGUCACAGACCAACCUGCUUCAGACACAGCAAGGUACAGGUCACCUAGAAGAGAGACGGAAUUCAGAGCAGCUUAUACCUCAGACUUCUCAGUCUGGUGAAAGCAAGUCCUCCAUGAAGCCUCUUAUUCCAGAAAUUCUUGGUAACCCUUUGAAUUUGCAAGUGGCCAGCCCAAUGAACAGCCUCACAAAUUCUGUGUUCUCAAUACAAAUCGAUGGAGAUGAAGACAGGAAUCCAUCUGCUGCUUUCUACCGAGCUUUCCCUGUAAACAAGUCUCGGGAUGCAAAGAACCUCUACGAUAGUGCUUCAGGAGCUAGUGUGGUAGCAAUUGACAACAAAAUAGAACAGGCCAUGGAUUUAGUGAAGAGUCAUCUGAUGUACGCGGUGAGAGAAGAAGUGGAAGUCUUAAAGGAGCAAAUCAAAGAGCUGAUUGAAAAGAACUGUAUACUCGAAAGAGAGAAUUCACUAUUAAAAUCACUAGCGAACAAUGACCAGCUGUCUCAGCUUCAAACCCAGGUGACCAAUCUCAGUAGCACUUCACAACCACAGCAGCCGACAGCAGUAGCACAACCUCAACAAAGCGCACAACAGACGCAGCCUCCUCUGCAGCCUAAUGUUCCUUCUGCAUGAAAAUUGCUCGCCUGCAUAGGAAAUACUUCAGAAAAAAAAGAAAAAUCCUGUCUCUGUGUGCCACUGGUGUUCUUACCACUCUCCAUUGAACAGCAAAUAGCCAUGCUUAAAUGUGUUUUUUGCUCCUUGGCCUUUUCAGUAUUAGACAAUCAUCUGCAAGAGCUUUCUGCGUGUGAUGUCCCAGUUGGCAUCAGCAAGUGUGUGACUGCACAGUGAGAGGUGGUUGAAGGAUCUGUAUCUUGUUGGAGGAAAGCUGAUUUUCAUCAGGUUUUUGGACAAGUGGGUACCUACAUCUUUCUGGCUUACUGAGGUUUUUAUAUAUAUAUAUAAAUAAUAUAUAUAAAACAUAUUAUAGGAAUCUGUAGGCCAUGAGCCUUUUCUGUCUAACAUCAAGAUCCUGUUAGCAGCUCUGUUCGAAAAGAGCCACUGUUCUAGUAACUUUUUGCAUACAUGAAUUUUCAUUUACUGUUUGUUUUUAUUUAUUACAGGGCUGCUAUUUUCAUAUGUAAAUGAACAAUGUCACAGAAUCUUUUUUUUUGUAAGUUUGAAAUUAAAAGAUAAGAUUACUGGUAAAAGCAAGCGAUAGUUGGGAUUGCAUAUAUUAGUUUAAAAAAUAUAUAGGCAAUAAAAUUCAAAAAAAAAAAUCCUGGCUUGAGUUCUAACACUAAUGGCAGUUUUACCUUGGGGGUUUUCUUCUGUAAUAGUUGAAUCCCGAUUUGAAUGUAAAUUUUGUAUAGUGUGUAAGUAUUGUAAGGAAGACCAUAGCAGACAUGUACAAGUAGGCACCAGACAUUGCGACUUAAGACCUUGAAAGGAUAUUUGGGCUUUUUUUUGGAUAAAGAAAAAUAAACUGUGCUCACUUCUGUUGCUGAUUUUCUUUCUGAA
Pristis pectinata (smalltooth sawfish) is the source of this 4558-nucleotide messenger RNA. RefSeq names its product TSC22 domain family protein 2-like. Bases 1397 to 3673 code for a protein of 758 amino acids. Gene Ontology annotation, biological process: regulation of transcription by RNA polymerase II. The record is from RefSeq and is a predicted model, not a curated record. The transcript is spliced from 4 exons. Lineage: Eukaryota; Metazoa; Chordata; Chondrichthyes; Rhinopristiformes; Pristidae.